AUGUUGGUCUGGAAUAACAGUGAUGUUAAAGAGCCCAUAUUUCUCCUGAAGGGAUUUCCUGGACUGGAAUAUGUCCAUUCCUGGCUGUCAGUCCCAUUUUGCUUUGCGUACUUGGUUGCAUUCAUUGGAAAUGUAACCAUCCUGUCUGUCAUUUGGAUAGAGUCCUCCCUCCAUCAGCCCAUGUAUUACUUCUUGUCCAUCUUGGCUCUGACUGACCUGGGUAUGUCCAUGUCCACACUUCCCACCGUGCUCACUAUACUAUGGUUGGACGCUCGGGAGAUCCAUGCGAGUGCUUGCUAUACUCAGCUGUUCUUCAUCCACACGUUCACAUUCCUGGAGUCCUCAGUGCUUCUGGCCAUGGCCUUUGACCGUUUUGUUGCGAUCUGCCGCCCACUGCACUAUUCCAACAUCCUCACCAACAGCGUCAUUGGCAAGAUUGGUUUGGCCUGCUUGCUGCGAAGCAUGGGAGUUGUACUGCCCACACCCCUGCUGCUGAGACGCUAUCACUACUGCCAUGCCAACACCCUCUCCCAUGCUUUCUGCCUGCACCAAGAUGUGUUGAGAUUAUCCUGUUCAAGCGCAAGGGUCAACAGCGUGUAUGGACUGUGCGUAGUCAUCGCCACCCUGGGGGUGGAUUCAGUCCUCAUUCUUCUCUCCUACGCUCUGAUUCUGAGCGCUGUGCUGGGAAUUGCUUCCCCUGAUGAGCGGAUGAAGGCACUCAACACCUGCGUCUCCCACAUCUGUGUGGUUCUCAUCUUCUUUGUGCCUGUUAUUGGGGUGUCAAUGGUCCAUCGCUUUGGGAAGCAUCUUUCUCCCAUUGUCCACAUCCUCAUGGCUGACAUCUACCUGCUUCUUCCCCCAGUGCUUAACCCUGUUGUCUACAGCGUCAGGACAAAACAGAUUCGUAUAGGAAUCCUGCGUGCAUUUAGACUAAGGAGGAGGCUUUAA
This is a messenger RNA of Jaculus jaculus (lesser Egyptian jerboa), 948 nucleotides long. Its product is annotated as olfactory receptor 51L1. Lineage: Eukaryota; Metazoa; Chordata; Mammalia; Rodentia; Dipodidae. Gene Ontology annotation, molecular function: olfactory receptor activity; G protein-coupled receptor activity. The coding region runs from base 1 to 948 and encodes 315 amino acids. The transcript has a single exon. Gene Ontology annotation, biological process: G protein-coupled receptor signaling pathway. Gene Ontology annotation, cellular component: membrane. The record is from RefSeq and is a predicted model, not a curated record.